Molecule: messenger RNA, 1920 nt
Organism: Rotaria sp. Silwood1
Lineage: Eukaryota; Metazoa; Rotifera; Eurotatoria; Philodinida; Philodinidae
Source: the annotation of a GenBank genome assembly
AUGGUGAAUAAUGAAGGUCGAACAACACAUUCAACAACAACGCAGUUACCAUGAACGGAUUACGAUGCUUAUGGUGUAAAAAUAGCUAUGAAUGAAGAUCUUCUUGUACAAGCUCAAAAUGCCAAAAAUCCACCGACAUUUUUUAUUCAAUUUGCACCUUACAAUAAUACAGAAAAUUCAUCCCAAUGUUCCAUUAACUAUUCUGAUAUGUUAGACACUUAUAUUUAUUGCGUUGCUGUCGGAAAGAAACCGAAUCAAAAUCAAACACAAUUUUUCUUUGCUGGGGAACUGAUCAACAGUCGUAAUGGAGCAUUUAUUGGCGUCGCCAAGUACAAUCAGACAAAUAUUGAUGCGAAUGUGUCAAACUCCUGUGCGUUGAGUUUCUCUUACUCUCUACAGUAUCUAAUUAAUUAUGAACAUCAAGACUACUAUGUCAUUGGUGUUGAACCACAAGGUCGUUUUGCCUAUGGAUUUUCAAAUCAGUUUGUCUUUAUAUUUGAUUCUGCAAAUGGCUCAACCUUGGAAUCAUGGAAUGGCAACUUAACAUGGCCGAAUAGCUCUUUUAUGCCUCAUGCUGUUGAUAUCAGUAACAAUUUCGGCAUAAUUGCAGGUUUCAUUCAAAAUGAUUCACAUGAAAGGGUCAAAUAUAGUCCAAUCAUUUAUUUACUUAAUUUUAAUUCAUCAAAUCGUCAUCCAAUUGUUGUUGAUCAAUAUAUGCCAAUAGCUAGUUCUGGUACAUGGCAAGAUUUAUUGAGCAAUUCGGAUGCGAAUAUCUAUUCAGCAAAGUAUGAUAUGUCAAUUAGUAUUAAUAGUCUUGGUGAUGUUUUAGUUGGAAUGCAAUUUAUCAAUCGAGUCUUCUUAUUUUCAAUAAAUAUUUCCAAUCCGAUGCAAUUGUUUUAUAUAAGUAGGAAUACCAACGGUCGAUCAUUAGGUAACGGAAAAAGUAUAGCCUGGUUAGAUAAUGGAAAUAUCGCUGCUAUACUUGUCAAUACCUAUUCACUCAAUUAUCAGUGGUCGUCAUCUCAAAUCUCAUUCUAUGAGAUGCAAUCAAGUAUUUAUAAUUCCAACAGUACCCCUCUAUCAAUUUUUCCUAACUAUCAUCAAUUAUUGCCAUCAAUUUUUAGUCCUGUAUUUUUAAAUAUCGUUUCAUCAUCAACGUCACUAACUCUAAUGGAUGAUAAUGGCAAAUUAUUAAUUUUCAUCGCUACAUCAAAAGGUUUCUAUCCAUCAAUACCAGCAACGGGAUCAGUACCACUUAUUACAUCACCACAGCCUUGUCUGCCUGGUAUGUACAAAGAUCAAGUCGGCAUUAAUGAUUGUAUCCUCUGUCCGACUGGUACAAAAAAUCCGGGUAAUUCUACUAUUAAAUGUACUUCAUGUGCAUCAGAUGCAUUUUGUCCGCUUGGAUCAGUGAGUGAAAUAUCUCAAUCUGCAUUGGAAACUAUCACACAAUUAAUUGCCUAUCCAAAAUCACCUGAAAGUACUAUAUUCGAUGAGGUUUUAAUUCAAAAUAUGUUUCAUAUCGGAUCGGGUCGUUGUCUUUUAGUAUCACCUUUAUUUUGGACAUUAGUCGUAGCUGGUUUAGCUAUUCUGAUUGUGAUAGGUAUGAAAAUACUGAAAUGUUUUAUCCGUCAUAGAACAUAUGCACGAACAAAAACUCGAAUUCACAGCAUAUUUAAAAAAACAGAUCUAAUUGGAGAAGGCGAACUAUGGGUCGGUGGUUUGGCAUCAUUUUCUGUGGUGGUUCUUGUUUGUUUUGCCUAUGCAUUUAGCAAUGCCUAUUACAAUCAAUAUCCUAUUGAAACAUCGACCGAUUCCUAUUUUGCCUGUGAUCUAUCGAUUCGUAAUGCUAAAUUUCAAACAAGUCUUCAAACACUAGGAAAAUGUCAUAGUCCUUCUCAAGAUCACUGGCUAAAUUGA